AUGGUCUUGAGACUGAGGACUCCAGUCAUCGUCACUGGUUCCAUGAGCCCCUUGAAUGGAACAUCUUCAGAUGCAUCGGCCAAUCUCAUCGCCGCGUUCCGCGUGGCUGCUUACAUGUCCAAACAUGAUUAUGAGGGGGUUUUGGUGGUGUUGAACAACGAAAUACAUCUGCCCCGUUUUGUCACUAAAACUCACACCCAGAAUCACGACGCCUUUAAGUCGCCAAAUUUCAAAUCCAUCGGUCGCAUUAUCAAGGGCGAAGUCAAAUUCGACGAGAUGGAACCGCCAAAGCUUCCCACAAAUCUUGGGUUCACUGUCCAAAUGCUUGCCAAGGCUCCGCGCGUCGACAUAGUGUGCAGCUACGUGGGUGCUGAUAGCGUGGGCAUCGACGCGUAUGUCAAGGCUGAAGCAAGGGGGAUCAUAUCCAUGGGUUUUGCGCCUGGACUAGGAACACCGGCAGAGAAAGUUGGGCUUGAUGUUGCCAUUAAAGGUGGCUGUGUGGUGGUUCAGUCGGUACGAGUUUUAUCUGGGAAUGUUACCGACAGUGAAGACCACAAGAAGAUGGGCAUCAUUUCUGGGAACAACCUCAGCCCCUGGAUAGCGAGAAUCGUUGUCCAACUUGCGAUUAGUAAGAGCGAUGAGACUAAAGUGGAUGUCAAAGACAUACUCUGUGAGGCGUUCAGAAAUCUUUAG
This is a messenger RNA of Colletotrichum lupini, 693 nucleotides long. RefSeq names its product asparaginase. The transcript has a single exon. Bases 1 to 693 code for a protein of 230 amino acids. The record is from RefSeq and is a predicted model, not a curated record. Lineage: Eukaryota; Fungi; Ascomycota; Sordariomycetes; Glomerellales; Glomerellaceae.